UCUUGGGGCUUCUCUUGAGCUCCCGUUCCCGCUCCACCGAGCUCACCCAAUCCUUCACCAAUGGCGGCAAUGGCCGCUGCUUCGACGAUUGCCGCCCGAUCCCUCCGUCUUCCUCCCCUCCAUCAUCAGAUUCUCCCCCAUUCGAGUAGGGUAUUUAUCGUGAAUGUAGGGAUUGAUGCUGCUUCAAGGCUUCCUCAUUUAGUUUGCCCCUUUCGGUCCAGAAGGAGGAGAAAUUUAGUAUUUGCGGUGAAUCAAGAUGCUGAGAAAUCGUUUAAGAAAACUGUGGAAGUUGAUAGACUGAUUGACAUGUUAAGGGAGUCAAAUUCUAGAGAACUAGAAAAGCUUGUGGUUGAAAAUAUCUUUGCAUUCAAUGAGGACUUCUGGAUCCGACUUGCUGCUAGAUCAGACUCAUGCAAAUCUGAUGAUGAUAAAAAAGACUACGAGGAAUUAGCCGCAUCAGUGAUGAGCAUAGUUGAUUGUGUAGUUCAUAAGGCCCAUGAAAAAAUUGAAUCUGCUACUGAUAUUCUCAAGGCAAUCCUGAAACCUGUGGUUGAUGACGUUGAAGAAACUUCAUGGCCACCUAAAGAUCCUGAAGGCCUCAUAUUGAUGGAAAAAGAAUUAACAAGAAGAGAACAAGAAGGACAACUGGAUGAAGGGUUUCUUUCAGAGGUCAAUGCCCAAUUGCGGCAAGCAAAAGAAGAUGGCGAUAAGCCAGGACUUGUGGCCAUGCUGCAGAAGGUCUUGCAGAUAUAUGCCUCUAAAGUUCUUUGUAAACGCAGCUAUGCCUACAAAGGAGGAGAAGUUUUAAAGGCAGAAAAGUUCCUUGAAUCUAUUCUUGAAGCCCCUGAAGAGGAAUGGAAUAAGCUGAUACUCACCGGACUUACAAUCGGAAAUGGAGAAGUUUCUCCUGAAGAGUUUUAUGCUGUUAUUAAUAAACGAAAUGAGAGGAUCUUAAUUCGCACCGAAGGAGGUUCAUACCAGCAGAGGAUUCUAACCGAAUAUCUCAAAGGUGUUGAAUCAAGAGCCAAGGAAAUUGUCCAGGCACUUCAAGGGCCACAACAAUGAAUAUCUCUAUACAUAUGUAGAUAUAGAUAUCUGCAUAAUAACCAUACUUUUUUUACUAUCUAGUGAUAUGAAGAGCAUAAUCUUAAUAUAACAUAUGGAAAAGCAUUUACAAGAAAAGGAGCACAGUGAUGAGGAAAUGUGCAAUUGAUGAAGCAACAGGAACAGCAGCAGCAGCAGCAGCAGCAACAGCAGCCUUGGGUAGAG
Messenger RNA from Dioscorea cayenensis subsp. rotundata (Guinea yam), 1269 nucleotides. RefSeq lists its product as uncharacterized. Bases 61 to 1065 code for a protein of 334 amino acids. The transcript is spliced from 12 exons. Lineage: Eukaryota; Viridiplantae; Streptophyta; Magnoliopsida; Dioscoreales; Dioscoreaceae. The record is from RefSeq and is a predicted model, not a curated record.